Colletotrichum destructivum is the source of this 4109-nucleotide messenger RNA. RefSeq names its product Putative CBM21 (carbohydrate binding type-21) domain, CBM21 domain superfamily. Gene Ontology annotation, cellular component: protein phosphatase type 1 complex. Bases 806 to 3181 code for a protein of 791 amino acids. Gene Ontology annotation, molecular function: glycogen binding; protein phosphatase 1 binding. The transcript has 3 exons. NCBI's taxonomy places the organism in Eukaryota, Fungi, Ascomycota, Sordariomycetes, Glomerellales, Glomerellaceae. Gene Ontology annotation, biological process: regulation of glycogen biosynthetic process. The record is from RefSeq and is a predicted model, not a curated record.
CUCGAAACACCAAAGUCAUCAACCACCACAGGCCAACACUUCCAUCCCUCGUCGUCACAGUCGCCUUCCUCCCCCAAAGACGACCUAUUACCCCUUCCCAGAAGAAGACAAGAAGGGAAUCAAGAAGAAUCAAGAGCAGGGAAUCCCAGAAAGAGAAGAGAGUCAUCGGCAUUGCUCUCGCUCAUCUCCCAGGAGGCACGCAACGGACGGAAUUGACCCCAUAGUUCACGCUAUCGUCGGUCAACCUUUCUGCCUCAAUCGACUCAGAUCCAAACUCUUCUCUCUCGUCCUUUUUUUCGAACGCCCUCGGCCCACGAUCCCCGCGAACGUCGCAAGCCACCUUCCGUCGGCAGCCUGGCUCCUUCUCUCUAGAGAGACAUCUCGCCCGCGUGUCCUUCCCCAAGCUCGUCAUUGCAUUCCACCUGCUUCGACGGCAUCUCCACGGGACCCUCCUCCCCAGCUACCGACAUUCCUCGUCGCGUAGCAGACAAGACCGGUCCUUUUUGCACCUGUUGCUGGAACAUUGCCAGUGCAAAAAGCUCUUGAGUCGCCACCCUUUCUGCCUCGUGCGAUUUCCCUCAUCCAUAAAACCUAAUUAUACCUACCGCCCGCACACAAUCGUCGCUACUCGGCCGUCCCGCUGCGUCUACAACCUCUCCUAAUUUUUUUCGCAUGAAUUGAUACCAAUUUGCAUUUCUCCCGAGUCGCCACAGACUCGACUUCCCUUACCACUAUCGUGCCGGGCGCACGAAUUCGACCUACAAUCGACCUUUUCCUCCAUCCUCCACAUCACAGGCAACUAGACAUGCCUUACACACCUCCCUCCCAGAGCCGGUCGCCUGCGAGCUCAGCACCCUCCUCGCCUGACGUCAGCCGUCGCUCAUCAUUCCAGUCCAGCCCGAGACCCUCAUUACCAAGGUCUUCAUCCUAUCUCACGAAGCACAGAAGGACACCGGCCGCGCCGACAGACACGACCACGAAUGGCUCUUCUGACCAGCCGACACCCCCGGGCACAUCGGACGACUUGAAGGGCAUGGCGACGAGCAACAGCAUCCGGCAAUCACCGCCCCCGCUGACGGACGAGAGGGGUAUGCCUAAAGGCGCUAUCAUCUCCCCGCCAGACUCUGGGAGCGAAGAGGAAGACGUCGCCGAACGCGGCAGGCAGAUUGAAAACCUCAAGGAACUCCAGGAUGCCAUCAGCCAGAUCCCAGUCCAUAGAGAAGCCUCGCCCACCCGCUCCAACCUCGAGCAGCCGGCCCUGGCACUCAUCACCAAGGACGACCUUCCCAAGGAGGGUCUCCCCACUAGCUUUAGCACCAGCUCGCUGGAUGCCCUCGCCAAGACGGUUGCUCGCCGCGUCAACCAUGCAAGAGCGAGCACCGAACCUAGGAUUGUCUAUGACCCUGUCUCGGCCACCGCCUCCGAGUCGGAUUCGGACGGCAACAACCUUCUCGACAGCAAACCCCCCAUGGUGCGCAAGAAGUCUGGUGAACUUGUCCGCCCUGCCCUCCGCCCCGCUUCCGCUCGCCGGCGACCUUCCAGCAUGCCUGGCACACCGACUUUCUCCAAGGCAGUCCACUUCGACUCCCAUCUCGAGCAUGUCCGGCAUUUCCUCCAGGUUGACAGGCCACUCGCAGUGAGUGCUGGGUCCUCGCCAGUCGAUAACUACGACAGUGAUACCGAGUACCCUUUUCCCGGAGAUGAACGCCGCGGUGCCCGAACCCCCCCUUACGAGUGGGAGAUUGUCACGGCAAAUCAUCCUGUUGACACCCCUAUCCGCAAAUCUUUGCCGGUGCGGCUGGAGAGGGUAUGGCUGUCGCCCGAUCAGAAGAAUCUGUUGGGCUCCAUCGCAGUCGCCAAUCUGGCUUUCCAGAAAUCUGUUACCUGCAGGUUCACUCUUGACUAUUGGAAGACGACCUCGGAGGUCGGCGCGGAAUACUCGCACGAGAUUCGCCCUCAAGAGGGUCCCAUUCCCCACGACCGCUUCACGUUCACCAUCAAGCUCUCGGACCUGGCUAAUCUCGAGACCAAGACGCUUUUCUUCUGCAUCAGAUACAACGUGAACGGCCAGGAGUUCUGGGACAGCAACAACGGCAUCAACUUCCAGGUUGACUUCCGCAAGAAGUACCUGCCCCAGAAUGGCAAGCGUGGCCUCCAAGGCGCUGCCGGCCGCCCGGCCCUGCCCCGCAGCAACCGCCGCUCUAGCCCUGCCUCUGCUCCUAGGUCCAAGUCUGUCUCCGUCGGCUUUGACGACUUUCCCAGCCACAACAAGCUCAACUUUGAGCAGCCCAUCCACGAGUACCUGGGCGAGUCGGGCCCUACGGCGGGGCUCCGCCUCAAGGUCAACAAAUCGACCGGCAACCUGGCCAGUGACAAUCUCUCUAGCCGGCUGACGGCCCCCAGCGGCCAGGCAUUCGCCAACCGCUACGAUUUUGGCGCCUCCCUCACUGCGGCCGUCCAGGCCGCAAAGGACACGACCGUCAAGGACCGCAACUCCGAUGAUCUCUAUAUGAAGAGCCAUCGCAAGAUCCAGGUUCCUGCCCAUCAGCCGCAGCAACCGCAUCACUCCCAGCGGACCAAGCCUGCCCCGGCCGCCAACGUAGGCGCGCCCGCCGUCUCCAAACCUGUCGUGCAACCCGUGGCCCCUGGCACCGACUCCCCCAACACGUCGCUCGCCUCGUCGUCGUACGAGGAACUGGUCAACAAAUACUGCUUUUUCGGCUCCAAGCAGUCUAGUCCGCAGAUUAAAGAGGGCACACUGAGAAGCGGAAAAUUUGACGGAGCUGACGAUGGUUUCGUCACCCGGGCCUCCAACAGCACUAGCUCGAGUUCUAACGGCAGCCCGAGCAUGGUCCACCACACCCAGCACGCUGGACCUGCGCAGCACCAUGCCUUCCACCUCCGCGAUGCCAACCCCUACUUCCCGCACCUGGGACCCUACGGUACAUCACCCGCCUCAUCUCCACUCAACCACUCCGCGCAGCACGCCGAGCGGCCUGUCCACCCACGUCCGAACCAGGCUUCCACCCCAGCGACCAUGAGGUCUGCCUCCCCCGCGGCCUCGAUGGGUGGCUUUCCUUUCGCCGGUACGUCGCCGAAUGACUUUCCAUACGCCCAGCAACUGCCGGAGCGAUUUCCAUUCAACACGGAGACUCACGCCGCAACAGCUAUUAGGGGUUAACCACGGCGCCGUUUCGACUCCUCCGUAAACAGCAUCUCUGCGGUCUCGUCAUUCGACGUUCUCGAUUGUGUUUUCGACCACAGAAAAAAAAGGAUUCUGUAGCUCAUCUUUUGGUCAUCGGCGUUUAUGGGCAUUUCGACGCCAUGGGCCAGGGACGGCCAUGGCAUCGUGAGGCGUUCAAAGAGUUUUCGAAGUUCACGGCCCACGAUCCGAUUUGACGACGACACUCCCGAAGCACACGACGGGCAUACAGGAGUCAACGGAACAACAGCCUUGCUUUCUUGGUCAUUUUUUCUUCGUUGCCCAUUCUUGAUGAGCUCAACGCAGUGUCGAGGGAACGAUUUUCCUUAACGGGAUGGUACAUAGGAACGAACGGCAUACAAGGAGUUCCUUUAAUGCAUAAUUCGCUCUUGCCUUCACUCUUGGCCUUCAACAGCGGCUGCUAUUAGCUCGUCGAAUUAUCUCGGGUUUUUUUUUUUUUCUCUCCUUGGUUCGGUUUAUGUGUACGGUCUAAGGAUCAGGAUCCCCAGCACAUGUUAUGGGGGAUUCUAAGAGGAUAUGGGCUAUUACCUGGCUGGUCAGAAUGGGCUGGGGUACAGGGACAGGACAAGAGAAAGUCCUCAUUUACAGUACGUUGAGCAUACCUCCCGUCGCUCGCCAUCGAAGUCGGGCCGGUCUUGGCCAUUUGCGCUGGUACUGCACCGUGCUGCAUCGGCGAAGACGGCUGAACCGGGUCGAAGGGUUUGAGGUCUUGGGAUGGAGAAAAGUUGAUGAACUGAGUCUUGAGAUUGAAGAAUCGACUCGCGUUUGUGUGUCACAAUGGGUAUUGGUCUCAUCUAUUUGGCGUUGGGAAGAUCGAUGUGGUCACUUCAGCAGAAAGCGUUCAGCCUGAGUUGGCUUGAUUAGCUAGGGUAGCAAGGAAAGACAA